Molecule: messenger RNA, 1721 nt
Organism: Oryza brachyantha (malo sina)
Lineage: Eukaryota; Viridiplantae; Streptophyta; Magnoliopsida; Poales; Poaceae
Exons: 9
Coding region: 299-1324 (341 amino acids)
Source: RefSeq, a predicted model, not a curated record
CCAAACCCAAUACCGAUACGAACCAUCGGCCAAGACAUGCAUAAAAGAAAGGAAAUAUGAAAGUCAAGUCCGUUUAUAUAUCCAGGCUACUGCUCCAUGAGCUUCUGUUCCUGCAUGGUUGCAUUGCAUGCAUCUCUCGUCGAUCCAUCCAUAAAUCCAAGCAGUCCUCCCGGGAGUUGAGAACUUGUGAUCCCUUCUAUUCGGUUGCCAAGGACUUGUAACUGUUCCUCCGCAACUUGGAGAGGGGUUUGGUUACCUGUGCAAGAAGAAGAGGAGGAGGAGGAAGAAGAAGAAGGAGAUGCAGGACGCGUCGUCUCCUCUCGCGGCGUUGAGCAACGCCUACCAGCCUCUCCCGUCGCUGUACCUCGGGUUCUUGGCGAUAUGGGCGGCCUCCGGCUUCUCCUGGGCCUUCAGCUCCUGGAGGAGCCGCCAUUUCGAGCAGGCAAAUAACCUUCAGUGGAUCCUAGCCUUGGUGCCCUUGAUCAAAGCCCUACAAAUGGCACUCUCAUUUCUGUUCUGGUACUCGUGCGUCCACCUUCAGACAUGUUCGCUGUGGAUGUCAUUUGGCGUGUAUGUGACGGGGAUUCUCUUCCAGACGGCUUCCUUUGUUUCGUUCAUGCUCAUUUCACACGGUUACUGCAUCAUGUGCGAGCGUCUCUCGAUCAGGGAGAGGCGCACAACCGCGGGUUUGGGAUGCCUUCUCUACCUCAGCCUGAUUGGUUACAAAGCUGCAGUCCCUUAUUUCACAGUAUUUCUUUUGAUCAACUACUUUAUGUCAUUUUACAUCAUAUUUCGCCGCACAUCCCAAAACCUAUUGGUUCUAAGGGAACAACUGAAUUUCAUAGAGGAGGAAGAUAUGCAUUCCUUACAUGGGGCACUGAACACAAAAUACAUAAUGUUCAAGAGAUUUCAGGGUACAAUGCAGGUUGCACUAGUGGCAUUCAUCAUGGUGUACAUGAGGGCUGAUGAUACACCAGAUAACUACUGGUUUCGCGUAUUGGUGCGUGAAUGGGUGCAAUUUUGCAUAUUCAUGUAUAUCGGUUGGAAUUUUAGGAUACCUGAAGCAUCACUCCAUCUUCCGUUUGUACCCCUUACGAAAUCUACUUGGGAUAUUGCAAUGCCAACUAUCUACAGUGUGGAAAUGGAUGCAGCUGACUUCAAGGGCCUUGUCUCAGAGCAUUGGCACGUUGGAGUGAGAACUUCUCAGAUCAACUCAAGUUGUCCUUCACAGCCGUUGCUGGUGCUAGUUCAAAAUCCUAGCCCAAGGGUUUCCAUUGCUGCCAUAGGUUCAAGGUUACCGUUGAACAAGAGUGACCAAGUUUAAUUUUGACACCAAGAUGCAGGAGAUCAUGUUGACCAACUAGCUGAUCUGGAAGUCGGAGCGACAUAGUUGUGUUGUACAUUGAAAUACAGGAUGAAGUUUUUUGUUAAUAUUUCCUAGUAAAGAGCACACGGAUAUAUACUUGCGGACUAGAGGUUAUUUGCUAUUCAGUAAUGGUACCUCCAUUUGCAACUCAGAGCUUCUUUCUUAAACACACACAAGAAUGUGUACUUAACAUUUAUCGACAACAAUCUCAUCUGAACAGAGUGGGAUUCAUGUUGGAAACUUAGCCCAAGUCCCUCAAAUACCCAAUCUAAAAUUCAUGCUCCUAUGGAGAUUUGAACCCAGGACCUUGGGUGCUACUCAGGUCACUGCAACCAAUAGGCUACAUGCCCUUUCA